CUAGCAUCCGCUGGCCUGACCGAGGAGCAGAAGGAAUUCCAAAAAGUUGCCUUUGAUUUUGCUUCCAAGGAGCUGGCCCCGCAUAUGGCAGAGUGGGAUGAGAAGGAAAUAUUCCCUGUGGAAGCAAUGCGGAAGGCAGCCCAGCUGGGAUUUGGUGGCAUCUAUGUGAAACCGGAUGUCGGUGGCUCCGGCUUGUCACGACUUGAUACCUCCAUAAUCUUCGAGGCUCUGUCAACAGGCUGCACCAGCACCACUGCCUAUUUGAGCAUCCACAACAUGUGUGUUUGGAUGAUUGACACCUUUGGGAACGAGGAACAGAGACACAAGUUCUGCCCGCCACUCUGUAGCAUGGAGAAACUUGCUUCUUACUGCCUGACUGAGCCAGGAAGCGGAAGCGAUGCCGCUUCCCUGCUGACCACAGCCAAGAGGAAAGGGGACACCUACAUCCUGAAUGGCUCUAAGGUACCUCUUUGCUCGCUCUAAGGGGGCCUGGAUCUCACAGGCCUUUCCCUUUCUAGGAAGCCCAUACUCUCCGCGCCAGGGUACGCGGGGCUCAGCUUCGGCAAGAAGGAGAAGAAGGUGGGCUGGAAUUCCCAGCCAACGCGGGCUGUGAUCUUUGAAGACUGCGCUGUUCCUGUCAGCAACUUGCUGGGAGCUGAAGGACGGGGGUUCAACAUUGCCAUGAAGGGGCUGAAUGGAGGCAGGAUAAACAUCGCUUCUUGUUCAUUAGGAGCUGCGCAUGCCUCUGUUCUUCUGACCCAGGAACAUCUCGGUGUCCGCAAACAGUUUGGAGAACCCUUGGCCAACAAUCAGUACCUGCAGUUCAAGCUGGCGGAGAUGGCCACGCGCCUGGUGGCAGCACGGCUCAUGGUGCGCAACGCAGCGCGUGCGCUGCAGGAGGGACGGGAGGACGCGCCUGUGCUGUGCUCCAUGGCCAAGCUCUUCGCUACGGACGAGUGCUUUGCGAUCUGUAACCAGGCUCUACAGAUGCACGGAGGCUACGGCUACCUGAAGGAUUAUGCCGUGCAGCAGUUUGUGAGAGACAUCCGAGUCCAUCAGAUCCUGGAAGGUACCAACGAGGUGAUGCGGAUGAUUGUGGCCAGGAAUCUGUUACAGGAGUGAAGCCAGGAGCUAUUCUCCAGCCUUCGUGCACUUCCUUUGCUGCAGCAUCAUCUGUUUCCCUCCUCUGAUCACCAGCUCUCCCCCAGGAAUUGGAGAGGGGGAUACCCAAGUGGAAACAGUGUGAAUUAUAUGACCCGGAGCGCAGCUGGAUGCCACCCACGUGCUAUCACAGCUGCACUCAGUGCCUGGCAGAGCUGCUGUCACUAGGCAAGUAUUGUGCAGCCUGAAGAUAUAAAUCACAGCAGUGAA
Messenger RNA from Tinamus guttatus (white-throated tinamou), 1371 nucleotides. The record is from RefSeq and is a predicted model, not a curated record. NCBI's taxonomy places the organism in Eukaryota, Metazoa, Chordata, Aves, Tinamiformes, Tinamidae.